Molecule: messenger RNA, 537 nt
Organism: Colletotrichum orchidophilum
Lineage: Eukaryota; Fungi; Ascomycota; Sordariomycetes; Glomerellales; Glomerellaceae
Exons: 1
Coding region: 1-537 (178 amino acids)
Source: RefSeq, a predicted model, not a curated record
AUGUCAGUCGAGUUCGAUGUCAUCAGUCGCGAAACGACGUCGUCUCCGCCCUCUGACUGGACGCGGCCCUCCCAUCUCGCUUUCUUUUUGCGGUGUUCAUCUUUGCUGCACGUAAUCAAGAGGGACAGUUGGGGAGAUGGAAGGGGCACGCCGCACGCCAAUUGUGCCUCGGCCGGACAAUCCCCUUCUUGCCUUCCACCCUUCCUCUGCUUCGUAACCCCCAGAAGCUGCAGCAGCAGCAGCAUCCCCUCCCCUCCCCUCCCCUGCCCAUCACAUCCUCAUCUCGCCCGCGGCCCCCCACCUCAAUUAGCAAAAUUUUGUCCAACAAUGUUACGACUUGGUCGUGAGGUGCCCCGAAUCCAUCCACUGAGAAGGACUGAAAUGCCAUGCAGACACGUCGCCCCUCCUCUCAUUCCCCAUCCGCAGAAAUUCGAAAAGUCAGGCCCUCGUUCCUAUGCAGAGUUCCACAUGGGACCAAGCCUAAUCAACGAUGGCGCCGCUUCCAUCCGUCUUCCACACAUUCCAGGCCUCCUCUAG